Papaver somniferum (opium poppy) is the source of this 1164-nucleotide messenger RNA. RefSeq lists its product as uncharacterized. The coding region runs from base 51 to 995 and encodes 314 amino acids. The record is from RefSeq and is a predicted model, not a curated record. The transcript has 6 exons. Lineage: Eukaryota; Viridiplantae; Streptophyta; Magnoliopsida; Ranunculales; Papaveraceae.
UUUUGUGCUUUCCCAGCGCCGUGGUUUUUAAAGAUGUUGGCGAAAUCUUGAUGGAAUUUGAGAAAAUCAGUUUGAAAUUAAUAAGGAUCAGAUUAGUAUGCGCCACAGAGAAGUUUCUUACUCAAUUCUUCGCCAUGGAAGGUACAAACAUUUUGCCCGAUGUUGCUCCAGCAAAAUUUUGUCCCUAUCCUUUUGUAGCUAUGGUAGUGGAAGGUGAAGACGCUAUUAGUAAAGUUCAUCAGCUAACAUCAAUGACCGAGAGAUUUCCCUUUCUGAUGCCUUUUGUGCGUGCUUAUAGCAGUGUCACACCUGAUAGUGUGGAAGAAGAUUGUAGAUUGUGGUUUGGUAUUGACUCUCCAAACUGGAUGGAAGAAGCAAAAGAAAGUAAUCUUCUGGCAGUCGCACUCCCAGGUGGCCAAACAUUUGGCCCUGUUGAAACAGUGUUGGAGAAGUUAGCUGAACGGUGUCUCCUUAAGUACAGGUACUUUAAGGAACAUAUUUUAUCCAGCAGUUCCGAUCUCUACAGCAGUUUCCGCAGCAAUUUCUCCAAUGAAGAUCUGACAUUCGUCUUAAUCAGGCCUAUUGCUUUUGAAAAGGGAUAUGUGGGUCAUCUGCUAUCCAUUAUUGAGAACAUGGGUUGUUGCCUCAGAGGUAUGGAUUUGGUAAACAAACCCAAAAAUCCUAUUGGCGAUGCAUGGCCUGCUGAUUCUUGUUCCUCACAUGAAACGGAUGAAUAUGGUAUUGCCUUGCUUAUUGAAAAUUUUUACUACCAUGGGGUACAAAUAAACACGAGUUGCAGCGAUGCUGGUAUGCUGAUUGACACAAGCAAAGAGAAGGUUGGAAUUUUCAGCCACUUAAUUUACAUAGGCAAUCCUGGUGACACUUGUAUGAUUGGUGAUUAUUUCAAAUGCGGUACUGUUUCCUGGGUGGAUUCCAGCACUGGUGCUAUCUGUGGUGGUUAUUUUUUGGCAACCUUGUCGAGCCUCCAAUUUUAAGAUGACUAAGCAUGAUGUGUUCUUAUCUGGUAUAUCAAUUGUCUCUGAAUUGGGAAAUGUCGUGUGUUACUCACUUUCUCUAUGUUUGGAACGAACUUAAUCAUUUUCUCUAUGUUUGGAACGAACACAAAUUCCGAGCACGGUUAAAUAAAUAAAUAGACUUUUCCCU